AUCUUCGGGAGUUAGCUUUGGCUCGGAUGGAAGACUUGGACUUGAAGUGCCGUGAUGUUCGAACACGUGAGGCUGGAAUUCAGGACAUACAUCGCAAAAUUAGGCCAGACCAAGUGGAGCUUGUUCGUCGUGGUUUUAUGGCAAAUGAAGGAUGGGAAACAUUUCUUUCAUAUGAAGAUACUCGCCAGGAUAUUCUAGUUGGGUUACUGCGAUUAAGAAAGUGUGGCCGGAACACUACUUGUCCCGAACUCAUGGAGAAGUGUUCUAUUGUUCGUGAACUCCAUGUUUAUGGGACUGCUGUUCCAGUUCAUGGGCGGGAUUCUGACGAGCUGCAACACCAGGUAAUAUAUCUUGUACAUCAACUGUUUUAACUUUUAUGUUACCGUAAGUGUUGAGAUGAAUAUAUUGGGGGUAAUGUGCUCCAUCAAACUUCAGAAAAUCAUGGGAGUAUUCUCUCUAAUAACAUGUUCCCUUUUGAUGGAGGAGGCCGAGUGAUUGCUAGCAGGGAGCAUAGAUCGAAAAAGAUUGCUUUUAUUUCUGGAGUAGGAACUCGUCAUUGCUAAAAGAAAUUAGGCUACGAGCUCAAGGGCCUUACAUGGUCAAACAUCUCGUAUGACGAGAUAAAGAAAACUAGUUUUCAUACAAUUUUGUAACAUUAUCCGAAACAGGUUGUAACUUGCAUUGCAUAACCAGUCUGUCUGUUUUGAGAUUCCAAUAGUGUGUGCUAUUUACUCUCUCA
Messenger RNA from Pyrus x bretschneideri (Chinese white pear), 739 nucleotides. RefSeq names its product elongator complex protein 3-like. Gene Ontology annotation, cellular component: nucleus; elongator holoenzyme complex; cytoplasm. The record is from RefSeq and is a predicted model, not a curated record. The transcript is spliced from 3 exons. The coding region runs from base 27 to 371 and encodes 114 amino acids. NCBI's taxonomy places the organism in Eukaryota, Viridiplantae, Streptophyta, Magnoliopsida, Rosales, Rosaceae. Gene Ontology annotation, biological process: tRNA wobble base 5-methoxycarbonylmethyl-2-thiouridinylation.